GGGCAGGAUUCCCGGGGCCGUCGCAGGGAGCCGAGCCGAGUCGAGCCGACUCUCCGCGCCUGUGCUUUCGCCGCCCCGGCUUGUUCCUCGCCUUGUCGGUCCGCUGGCCGGAUCUGGCUGACCAGCACGCCCUCGGGCUCCGAACCCAGGCUCCGGGACCGCCGCAGGGACCCGCCCACCAGACCCUGCCCGGGGCCGCCAGUCCGCCUGUUUGCACUCUGCCGCUGAUGACACCGGGCAGAGUGCCACCAUGGAAGGGGACGCUUCAGACUCUCUGGUGACUAUUAAGAAUAUCGAACGAGAGCUCAUUUGCCCAGCAUGCAAGGAGCUGUUUACACACCCGCUGAUUCUUCCUUGUCAGCAUAGCAUCUGUCAUAAAUGUGUAAAAGAACUCUUGCUGUCUCUGGAUGAUUCAUUCAAUGAUGUGGGAUCAGACAACUCCAAUCAGAGCAGUCCUCGCCUUCGGCUCCCCUCCCCUAGCAUGGACAAGAUUGACAGAAUUAACAGACCAGGCUGGAAGCGCAAUUCUUUGACCCCCAGGACAACUACUUUUCCUUGCCCUGGCUGUGAGCAUGAUGUGGACCUUGGAGAACGAGGAAUCAACGGUCUGUUUCGGAAUUUCACUCUGGAAACAAUUGUGGAAAGGUACCGGCAGGCAGCCAGGGCAGCCACAGCUAUUAUGUGUGACCUUUGUAAGCCACCACCUCAGGAAUCCACAAAAAGCUGCAUGGAUUGUAGUGCAAGCUAUUGCAAUGAGUGCUUCAAAAUCUACCAUCCGUGGGGAACUGUGAAAGCUCAACACGAGUAUGUGGGCCCUACCACGAAUUUCAGACCCAAGGUUUUAAUGUGCCCAGAACAUGAAACAGAGAGAAUAAACAUGUACUGUGAGCUGUGUAGGAGGCCAGUCUGUCAUCUCUGUAAGCUGGGUGGCAAUCAUUCCAAUCACCGCGUGACCACCAUGAGCAGUGCCUACAAAACCUUAAAGGAAAAGCUUUCAAAGGACAUUGACUUCCUUAUUGGUAAGGAAAGCCAGGUGAAGAGUCAAAUUUCUGAACUCAACUUGUUAAUGAAAGAAACAGAGUGCAACGGAGAGAGAGCUAAAGAAGAAGCCAUCUCACACUUUGAAAAGCUCUUUGAAGUCCUUGAAGAGAGGAAGUCAUCUGUUCUGAAGGCCAUAGAUGCAUCUAAGAAACUGCGACUAGACAAAUUCCAGACUCAAGUGGAGGAGUAUCAGGGUCUCUUGGAGAACAAUGGGCUUGUGGGGUAUGCCCAGGAGGUGCUAAAGGAGACGGACCAGUCGUGCUUUGUCCAGACGGCAAAGCAGCUCCAUCUCAGAAUACAGAAAGCUACAGAAUCAUUGAAGAGCUUUCGACCAGCUGCUCAGACUUCUUUCGAAGACUAUGUUGUGAAUACAUCUAAACAAACGGAGCUCCUUGGGGAGUUGUCCUUUUUCUCCAGUGGCGUAGAUGUGCCUGAGAUCAAUGAGGAACAGAGCAAAAUUUAUAACAAUGCCUUGAUAACUUGGCACCAUUCGGAAAAGGAUAAAGCUGAUAGUUAUGUUCUUGAAUAUCGGAAGAUCAACAGAGAUGAAGAAAUGGUGCCGUGGAAUGAGGUGGAAGUCUCUGGCACAAGUAAAGUUGUCUCCAACCUUGAAAGCAACUCUCACUAUGCUUUCAGAGUGAGAGCCUACAAGGGCUCCAUCUGUAGUCCCUGCAGCAGAGAGCUCACACUCCACACUCCUCCAGCUCCAGUUUUCAGCUUCCUCUUUGAUGAAAAAUGUGGCUAUAAUAACGAACGCCUCUUGCUGAACUUGAAAAGAGACCGGGUAGAGAGUAGAGCUGGAUUUAAUACUCUUCUUGCUGCGGACCGGAUCCAAGUGGGUUAUUACACCAGCUUGGACUACAUCAUCGGAGAUGCUGGAAUAACAAAAGGGAAGCACUUUUGGGCCUUCCGCGUGGAGCCGUAUUCAUACCUGGUCAAAGUGGGAGUUGCCUCCAGUGAUAAACUACAAGAAUGGCUCCACUCUCCCCGGGAUGCAGUGAGUCCAAGGUAUGAACAGGACAGUGGACAUGACAGUGGAAGUGAAGAUGCCUGCUUCGAAUCUUCACAGCCUUUCACAUUAGUUACUAUAGGCAUGAAGAAAUUUUUUACACCCAAGUCACCGACUUCUAACGAACCUGAAAACAGAGUUCUCCCCAUGCCAACAAGCAUAGGGAUUUUCCUUGACUAUGAUAAAGGCAAAGUGAGUUUCUAUGACAUGGAUCACAUGAAAUGCCUUUAUGAGCGCCAAGUGGAUUGUUCACACACAAUGUAUCCAGCGUUUGCCCUAAUGGGCAGUGGAGGAAUCCAACUUGAAGAACCCAUCACAGCGAAGUAUCUGGAAUAUCAAGAGGAUAUGGAGUUUAAAAAUCCCAUGUGACUAGGAUGGAACAUGUAAACAACACAAUGCCUUGGCAUUAGCCUUUGUAACUAAUUACAUAACAUUUAAGUCUUCUGUCACACUUGUUUUUGUGUAUGAUUCACCUUAAAACACAGAAAACCUAAAUAAGCCUUGUCUCUUCCAUGUUAUUCUGCCUUUCACAAAUGAGAAGAAUGAAGACUCUUUCCUAGUUAGUAUGGGAUCUUCGCAGCUGGAUCGUCUUGACUUUCUC
This is a messenger RNA of Castor canadensis (American beaver), 2651 nucleotides long. It is a transcript of the gene Trim36, whose product is annotated as tripartite motif containing 36. Gene Ontology annotation, molecular function: protein binding; zinc ion binding; ubiquitin-protein transferase activity. The record is from RefSeq and is a predicted model, not a curated record. Gene Ontology annotation, biological process: acrosome reaction; spindle organization. Gene Ontology annotation, cellular component: acrosomal vesicle. NCBI's taxonomy places the organism in Eukaryota, Metazoa, Chordata, Mammalia, Rodentia, Castoridae.